AUGUCGCUCGCCGCCCCAUUCCUCGAAAACGGCUAUACGCUCGCGCAAUUCCGCGCCACUAGCAUCGCCAAGGUGCCGCAUCAGCGUAUCGACAUCGAUCUGGCCGACAAGCCAGCCUGGUAUGGCGAGAUCAACCCGAAGUUGACCGUGCCCUCGCUGCGCCUGCCCAACGGCACCGUGCUGACCGAAUCUCUGGACAUCACCGCAUACAUCGCCAGCGAGUUCCCCGAGGCAAAGCUGCUGCCCGAUGACCCUGCUGAGCACACGAAGACCACAGAGUUUGUCGAUUUGUUCAGCCAGAACAUCAACACCACCGCCUUUAAGCUCCUGAUGGCCAAGACUACCGAGGAGCAGAAACAGGCAAGCGACACCUUGCUUGAUGGUAUUAAGAAGGUCAACGAUGCGUUGGCCAAGCAGUGGACCAGCACCAGCGGCAAGGGCGGCCCGUUCUGGCUCGGAGAUCGGUUUUCGAUUGUCGAGGUCAACACUGCCUCGUUCGUCAACAACCUGUUGGUUAUACCCAAGCACUACCGCGGGUUUGUUCUCCCUCAGACCGACGAGUAUGCUGCGUUCAAUAGGUGGGUCGGUGCCAUCUACGCACACCCCGAAUUCACUCGCGUGCAGCCCGCCGACGAGACUAUCAUCAAGGCGGCGGCCAAGUUCGUCGCUCCAACUGCCACAGACUGA
This is a messenger RNA of Linderina pennispora, 687 nucleotides long. Its product is annotated as glutathione S-transferase. NCBI's taxonomy places the organism in Eukaryota, Fungi, Kickxellomycota, Kickxellomycetes, Kickxellales, Kickxellaceae. Bases 1 to 687 code for a protein of 228 amino acids. The record is from RefSeq and is a predicted model, not a curated record. The transcript has 2 exons. Gene Ontology annotation, cellular component: cytoplasm.